AUUCAUCUACAAAGUCUCGCGAGAGUUUGGUGACUGGCUUCAGAAGGUCAGCUGAUCAUUUACUACAGUCCGGCAUCUGCAGCUCUCGCAGAGGCUAGCGCGCCACGCCGCUUUCUAUGCUGUGUCACUGAGCGGACCCUCUUCCAAAGAUGGCAGACACAAACCAACAAAGCCCCCCUCCCCAGCUGGGGCCUGUGCAAUUUUUAAUGAGCAACAAGCUGGAAAGUGCAAUGUGGCUUUCUCGUCUCUUCACCGUCUACUGCUCUGUCAUGUUCAUCCUGCCCGUCCUGGGGCCCUAUGCAGCGGCUAACUUCUACCAGAGAGCCUUGUUGGCCAACGCCCUCACCAGUGCGCUGCGCUUACACCAGAGGCUGCCCCGCUUUCAGCUGAGCCGGGCGUUCCUGGCUCAGGCCCUGCAGGAGGACAGCUGCCAUUACCUGCUCUAUUCCCUCAUCCUGGUCAACUCCUACCCCAUCACCAUGAGCAUCUUCCCGGUUUUCCUGUUUUCUCUGCUUCAUGCAACCACCUACACAAAGAAGGUUCUUGAUUCUUUGGGUCCUGGUAGCCUGAUGUUCGUCAGAAACCUCCUGGAGAAAUUAUCCACCAAUCAGCAGAACAUCCUGAAGUUCAUAGCUUGUAACGAGAUCUUCUUAAUGCCCGCCACCGUUUUCAUGCUCUUCAGUGGUCAAGGAAGCUUGUUGCUGCCGUUCAUUUAUUACCGAUUCCUCUCUCUACGCUACACAUCCAGAAGAAACCCGUACUGCCGAACGUUGUUUACUGAACUGCGGAUUCUUCUGGAGCACUUUGUCAUGAAGCCUGCCUGCCCUGCCUUCUUCAGGAGGAUGUGCCUCAACAGCAUCGCCUUCAUCAGCCGGCUUGCCCCCACAGGGGUCUGAUUAUUACCAAUUAUGUUAGUUUAUUCUUUUACUGUUGCUUUUUUCUGUCCUGGUUUGUUGUUUGCUGUGGAACUGGGCAGACGAUGCCAUCAGUGGAAGGAGCUUGUGUUUUGAGGAUCACAUUCAGUCUUUUUCUGUGUGACGGUGCAGUCAGAGAUCAGCCUCCAAUGCUCUGAAGUCCUUUGGGGAGGUUUUGAUUUUCAUCUUCUUGCUACAGACGGCAAUGUCAAAAUAUCAGCUGUUCACUAUUUAUUCAAAGAAAUGGUUUAUUUUAUAAUAAAACAUUAACAGUCUGAACUACUUGAGUAUGUAUGUAUACAUGAUAAAUCUUGUUUUUGUUUGUUUUAAUGCUUGACUUCAAGUGAUUUCCAUUGAUACAAAACAUGCUUGGCUAAUGUUUUUUAAAAAAAAAGCUUUUAGCUGAAUAAAAUUUGCUGUAUUUUUUAGAAUAAUUGAACCCGCUCAACCGUUUGGUUUAGGAUGCGUAUUUAAAAUGAUUUUGACAAAGCAUGCCAUGUUUGUUUGAAUGUUUUUUAGAUGGAAAACUUGACCUCCUUUCAUUUAUGAACGUUCCUAGCUCUCCUCCGCAAGCCUACUUUUUUUAAACCUGUUAAAUGUGCUUUUUGCCUACAGUCAUGCCACAUUUUUGUAUAACAAAAAUGAAGUUAUCUCUUUAAUAAAUCAGAAGAAAUAUAAAGAAAAUUCA
This is a messenger RNA of Oryzias latipes (Japanese medaka), 1602 nucleotides long. RefSeq names its product transmembrane protein 33 (gene tmem33). The record is from RefSeq and is a predicted model, not a curated record. Gene Ontology annotation, biological process: membrane organization; endoplasmic reticulum tubular network organization. Gene Ontology annotation, cellular component: membrane; endoplasmic reticulum. Lineage: Eukaryota; Metazoa; Chordata; Actinopteri; Beloniformes; Adrianichthyidae.